Molecule: messenger RNA, 7229 nt
Organism: Schistocerca serialis cubense
Lineage: Eukaryota; Metazoa; Arthropoda; Insecta; Orthoptera; Acrididae
Gene: Plod
Product: procollagen-lysine,2-oxoglutarate 5-dioxygenase
Exons: 16
Coding region: 57-2258 (733 amino acids)
Biological process (GO): peptidyl-lysine hydroxylation
Cellular component (GO): endoplasmic reticulum
Molecular function (GO): iron ion binding; procollagen-lysine 5-dioxygenase activity; L-ascorbic acid binding
Source: RefSeq, a predicted model, not a curated record
GGCCGGAGAGCGAGUGUGAGGUUGGAUGUUUGAGCUCGGAACGCAGUAGCGCGAAUAUGACGUUCAAAAUGUUUCGUUCGUGCCUCUUACUGCCACUGGGAAUGUUCGCGCUGUCGACGCUUGUACCGGUGUCGACAGAAAGCGGCAGAAAAGAUUUUCUGCUGGUCACAGUUGCAACGAACCAGACGGAGGGAUACCAGAGGUUUAUGAGAUCAGCUACAGUCAAUCAUGUCCCUGUCAAGGUGCUAGGGAUGGGCCAGGCGUGGAAAGGGGGCAACAUGAACUACGCAGGUGGAGGCUUCAAGGUGAACCUGCUGCGGGAGGAGCUCGAAAACCACAAGGACGACCCCGACAAGGUCAUCAUGUUCACUGACAGCUACGACGUGGUGGUGCUGGCAGACCCGGAGCGCAUCCUGGAUCAGUUCGAGCGGACUGGGGCGCGCGUGCUGUUCUCUGCGGAGGGCUUCUGCUGGCCCGACGAGGCCCUGGCCGUGCAGUACCCCACCAUCACCCGCGGCAAGCGCUUCCUCAACUCCGGCGGUUUCAUCGGGUACGCACCAGAGCUGUAUGCCGUGGUGACACAUGCUGCCAUUGCCGAUACGGACGAUGACCAGCUGUUCUACACGCGAGCCUACCUGGACGAGAAGCUACGCACAAAGCUCAAGAUCAAGUUGGACCACAAGUCGGACAUCUUCCAAAACCUCAACGGAGCUGCAGGAGACGUGGAGCUGAGGUUCAAGGGCCACCGGUCGUACCUGCAGAACACGGCGUACAACACGGUGCCGCUGGUGGUGCACGGGAACGGCCGCAGCAAGGUGCUGCUCAACACACUGGGCAACUACCUGGCAGGCGCCUGGCACCCCGAGGAGGGCUGCGUCGCCUGCUGGGACAACACCCUGUCUCUGGAUGGAAAGAAGCCCAAAGCAUACCCCACAGUGAUGGCAGCCAUAUUUGUGGAACAAGCGACGCCUUUCCUGGAGGAAUUCUUCGAAAAAUUUGCUGCGCAGGACUACCCAAAGUCUCGCAUGCACCUCUUCGUCCACAAUGCGGUGGAGUACCAUGCCAAGCUGGUGGAGAACUUCCUUUCAAAGCACGGCAAGGACUACCUCAGCGUGAAGAAGAUCAGCUGGGAGGAUAACUUCCCGGAGCGCAAGGCCAGGAACCUAGCUCUGGACCAUUUUCUGAAGAAGAAGUGUGACAUGUACUUCAACGUCGACGGGGAGGCUCACCUAGACAACCGGCACACACUGCGGCUGCUUGUCGAGCAGAACAGGACAGUGACUGCUCCACUGCUGGUGCGGCCGUACAAGACGUGGUCCAACUUCUGGGGCGCACUCACCUCGGACGGCUUCUAUGCUCGCUCCACAGACUACAUGGACAUCAUCAACAACGACAGGCGGGGCCUGUGGAAUGUGCCGUAUGUGAGUGGCUGCUACCUGGUCAACGGAAGUGUCAUCAGGGACCCCAGCCUGCGGCCCACAUAUGACAGGGGCACCAUGGAUCCUGACAUGGCCUUUUGCAGCAGCCUCAGGGAAAAGGACAUUUUCAUGCACGUGUCAAACCGGCUAGAUUUCGGCCACCUGGUGGACCCGGACACGUUCGACACGUCGAAGACGAACCCGGAGGUCUACCAGAUCUUCGAGAACAGGUGGGACUGGGAGCAGCGUUACAUCCACGCCAACUACACUGAGAACUUCAACCCCAACAACACGGCGCAGCAGCCGUGUCCAGAUGUCUACUGGUUCCCAAUUUUGACACCUCGCUUCUGCAAGGAGUUCAUCGAGAUCAUGGAAGCAUUUGGACAGUGGUCUGAUGGUACCAACCAUGACCCGCGGUUGGAGGGCGGUUACGAGAACGUGCCGACGCGUGACAUCCACAUGAAGCAGGUGGGGCUGGACCCGCAGUGGAUGGAGUUCCUGCGCCUGUACGUGCGGCCGCUGCAGGAGCUCGUCUUCCUGGGAUACAUCCACGACCCACCACGUUCGCUGAUGAACUUUGUCGUCCGCUAUCGGCCGGACGAGCAGCCGUCACUGCGGCCACACCACGACUCCUCGACAUACACCAUCAACGUUGCCCUCAACACACCUAAGGUUGAUUAUGAGGGUGGAGGCUGCCGAUUCAUCCGGUACAACUGCUCGGUGACGAACACGCGCCUCGGCUGGAUGCUGAUGCACCCGGGCCGGCUCACGCACUACCACGAGGGGCUCAAGGUCACCAAGGGCACGCGCUACAUCAUGAUCUCCUUCGUCGACCCCUGAGCGGAGCGCACGAUGGCGAAACACUUGACACUGGUGGACGUCAGUCCUCUGCGCAGAGACUCUUUUACUUGUAUUGUGUUUGGUGCAGCUCUACGUCAUGCAGAAUACAGUGCCGGAUAGAAAAUUCUCGUAAGCCAAAAGUAGAUUAUAAAGGGACAGAACAGCUGGGCUGUACUUACAUUAAGAAGGUGGAAUUCCUUGUAUUGCAGGUAGCCUUAAGUCCCAUUCUCCAUAACAUAUGUAAAAGUAUUAAUACAACUACUCUUUCUUUAUUCAAUUUCUUGCCAUUUGUAGAAUUUCAUUAUUUACUCUAUUACUUAUUUAUUCUCACGUGCUCCAUGGAUACGUACAGUGACGAGGUCACCCCGGAUGUGAAACUUGUCGAGCCUAAACUAUCCAGCUAUUUUACUUCCCUUUUAGAUCCUCUCAAUUGACCAUUAUUAUUGUUAUAAUUAUUAAUAAUAGACAACAGAAUUCUCGUGUGCUCGUUCAUUCACAUGGGCUGAUAGCUGAAGUACGGUUCCUUUCCAAUAGUAUAGUGCCAAACAGUUUAAUGUAAUUUUCAUUCUGCUUUCAUUAUCCCAAUUGUACGGCACUCACACACCGUGCGAGUGGAUAAUAAAUAAGCAACAUUUGUUUAAGUUCCACUUCUUUUACUUGUAUAUGCAAUCCCAGAAAACUAUUCCCUCACUGGAGCACAAAUCACGUGUUCUUCACUAUUUGAACCACUUUUACCUGCAUUCUCUACUUAAAAAUGUCUCGUGUCACAAAUGUUACCUUCUAUUCCCCACUCCUGAGUGAGGUGCUAGUACAAAGGGGUGAUGACAGUUAAAAUGGCUGACCACUCACCCAGAUUUAGGUUUUCCAGUUUCUCUUAAUUGAUUAAGGUGAAUGACAGGAUGUUUCCUUUGAAAAGGGUGUGGCCAGUUUCCUUCCCUCAUAUUUUCUCCAAUUUGAGCUCACGUUUAAUCUCCAAUUAAUCUCGUCAUUGGUGGUAUGCUCGAGCCUAACCCCCAUUUAUUCUUCAGCUUUCCCCCUACUUCUUAAUUGUACUUUGCAUUUCACAUGAGAUUCUGUUCCUCUUAGUCCAAAUUCACUCCUCACUCUGUCCUCUCACUUCCAAAGCCGGUGUGUGCCUAUAUUUGACCUCCUACCCUCCAUCUCGACCUGGCGUCUUGAUCUUCUCUGCUUUCUAAUCCGCCACUCCUUCCUCCCAGUGGAAGAAACUAACAGUUUAGGGAACCGUAUAAUUUUUCCUACUUUUAAACAAGCCUGUUGGAAGUACUUGGAAUUCACCAUUCCUGAUAGUAAGUGCAAUCCAGUCAAUCUACCUCCUUGUAAUUUUACAGGAUACAUAUUAGCGGGACAGUCUGACCCUUCAUGUACUUUUCCUCAUUUUGGGGGACAGGGAGUGGUUAAUUUUGUACCUGUAGAAGCUACCAGACAGUGUGGGGAAUGUACUACAAAGAUUGAAACUGUUCUCAGUAAAUGGCUGAAAUUUUGACACCAGCCUUUGAAUUGACUAUUACUGAUAUGGGGGAGGUGGGGUGAAGUGACCACACUACGAGCAAUUGUAUUUUCACCGAACUGUGGCUAUCGUAGAAGCUUGCAGUUUAGACAUUUUGAAUCUAGAUUCUGUGAGGCAUCAUAUCUUAAGUGAAAAAGAAAAUAAUAUAUGGAACUGUAUACGGAUAUUUUGUUAGGGCUUAUAUAGUGAUCACUUUUUCCUGUCUUAGGAGAUAAUACGACCAGUGCCAUCACAACAGGAUCCCACAUUUCUUGUUCCAUUUUUCUGACAUAUUUUCCAGGCAUCUUGGUGCCCUUGUAUCUGAAAGAAUACUGUGCAGCUGCAGCACAUUGUUUUUAAUUGGAUUUUUGUAUUAGACCAAAAACAAUGGUACAGAGAAGGUAUUAAAUAUAAUAAAUUAAUUAAUUCAAAAUUGUUACAAAGGGGUAGAAUGACAGAUGAUAGCUUUUUGUAUAAAAGAUCAAGAAGUUAUGUAGUAUCAUGUGUGCUGUAUAGAAGUAACCAAGUCUUACUGGGGUAAACACUUUUCCCGAUCAGUUGCCAUGUCGGCAUUAGUGGUUCACAAGUGAAACUGCCAGACUGAAAGAAGCAACAAGGAAUUACAUUUGUGGGCCAAAAGUCAUUGUUUAAACAUUGUUAUUUUAAAAAGGCAUUAUGCUACGUACAGUUGAGAUAACAGGAAUUAUAUAAACGACAUACCUUAAAUCAGAUGACACAAAAUCAGAAAAGCUUUUAUUAAAAAAUAACAGAUCAAACUUCUCUGUCCAACUCACUGAAGACAAUGAUGGUGUCUGUUAGAACCAGUCUGACAACUUGUAUCAGCAGCAUUGUUUAGGGCAAAAGGUACACAGUAGUUGCUUCUCCUGCCCUGUCCUCUUCAUCCCACCUCCUCUCAAAUGUCGUAACUAGAACUGAAUGUUACAUCAUAAUAUUGGCAAUUAGCUAGGCAGGCAGUUUUGUGGUUACCACACACUGCAACCGAUAUUUCAGGAAGAAUCUUCUAUAAGGCACACCAAGCACCCAACUAUUCCGGUUAAUGCAGAUCCAAGUCUGUACCGAUGACUGGAGAACACAGAUUAUCCAAAAUAUGGAUGUUUUUACUGGAAACUGCUCUUUGCUGUAUUUCCAAAACAUGCUCGUGUUACAUUUGAAAGCCCACUGCAUUACUCACUGGAAGCUGAAACUCAUUCACGAAAUUAUUCUUAAAACACUAAUGUAACUGGAUAGAUAAAGAAACUUCACACCAGGUAGUGGAAGGAGAACUCACAUAUAAAAGUUAUUAUGUAUGCAAGCUUUUGGAGCCAGUGGCUCUUUCUUCUGGCAGAAGGGGGUGAAGGCAAACGAAUGGUGACAUUUAGGAAAAGGGUAAAGAGUUUGGAAAAGUCACCCAGAACCCCAGGUCAAGGGAGACUUCGUGGAUGGGAUAAGGGAAAGACUGAUUGUUGAGGACUGCACCAGAUGGGAUAUGAAAAAUCAAAAACCAAUAUGAUUUUUUCAUAUCUUGACUAGUGCAGUCUAACAAUCAUUCUUUCCUUGUCAUAUCAUCCAAUAAGUAUCCACAGAUCUAGGGUCUUUUCCGAACUACCCCUUUUCCUUCACCCUUCAAGCCCUUCUGCCAGAAGGAGAAGAAGCCACAGGCUCCAAAAUAUUGCAGGCUGUAAUACCUUUACACGUGUGUUCUCCUAUUGCCUGUUAGUUAGUAGAUUUUUUUAUGUAUCCGGUUACAUUAUAUUUCCAAAAAUUGAUUAUUUUUGUUGACAUCUUAAAAUACUCUAUAUUCUGUAUCAUUUGCUUUCAAUUCAUUUUCAGGAAAUAAUCAUCUAGAGUUUUUCUGUUUCUGUUCUACAUUCACAUUCAUGAUGACCCAGUUGUUAUCUUCUAGAGUGUGAAACAUCAUUAUAGUCAAACAAAUUUUCUCUUGCAUCCUCGAAUAACACAUCAGCCUGUUUAGUAUGAGUGGUAAAACGUGAUAUAUGCAUAACAGUUUAUUCCAGGUGAAAAUAAUCAAUCUAAUUACAACGGAAUAUGCAGAUCUUUUGGUCUUUAACAUUGCUGAACAUCUGUCACUACUCAUUAACUAUUGUAACCACUGUUCUGCUACCCCAGCGUAUUUAAAAGCAACUUUCUGAGUCACAACAACAUUGUAUUAAUAAAUAUGCGAUUGCAUUAUUAGUAGUCUGCCCUCUCAUCUUUCAGUACAGCAGUGCAUUAAAUGAACACAAUGGCAGUUACAGAAUAUGCAUCAAAUACGAGAUAAGACACACUACAUUACAAUUAAGUGCUGCCAUUUUGUAAGUGUGCACUUAUGGAUACAGCUGUGUAUCGAACACAUUGCAGCAUUGAAGGAAUGGGAUAAAAAUGCUUUACGACCUAAUUAUUUCUGAUCAUUUUCUUUGACUUUUAUCACAUUAUAAGAAAAGUUGUACUGUAGUCUGCAUGACAGAUACCUUUAAACUAUAGAUCAAUGAUGACGAGCUGCCACACCUUGCCUACUUGGCACAAAUAAUUUAAAAUUAUUUUUUACACUAAUAAUUUUGUAACACAUGUACACUAGUUAAGCUUGACACUGCCAUUAUUGUGCAAAACAGAAGUAGUGUAAUUCCUAAUACCAUUCAGUUUCCAAUGUUACCAUUGUAAGGUCAGCGUAAAGUUAUUAAUGUUCUUAUUACUUGCACUUUAUUUAUUAUAGUAGGAUAUACAAAAAUGAAGAGCGGUGAAAUGACAUUGUUCCUCUUAGUGUAAUGGGUUUGCCUUCUAUAGUAAGACUGUUGUGUCACGAAAGGGAGAUAAGAUGGCAAAAUUUGAACAAAUAAAUUAUCACAAUAUCAUUGGUAGCCCAGACAAAUUAAUGUUCUUUGAAACACAUUAGUAACACUUUCCAGUGUUUUGAUAUUACUCAAUGACUGAUAUUCUAAAUAUAUUAUACAUAUAAUGUCUUCCCUUUUUACCUGUUAGUACUCAUAUUCGGUUCCCAAUUUUUCGGUAAUUUGUCAUAAGGCUUUCGUGUAAGGAACUAAAUAAUCACUUGCUUUGUUAUACAUCUUAAGGAGGAACGACAAGUAAGAGUAAUCUGUGAUGCCUUUAACAUUUCUUCUUACAUUUGAUUAGUACUGUUGGUGUUGAGGCCCGAAUUGUUUGAGCUCACAGUUAACAUUUACUUCGGUGUAAUAAUGUUUGUGUUACAUUUGGUGUUCACAUUAAAUAGUAAUUAUUUAAUGUAUGGGCCUGUAUGUCACUUUUGAAAUUGAUUGGUGCUAGUUUGUAAGAUGACGACUGAUGACAAAGUGAAAAUGAUGUUUUGGGAAUCAACGGCUGCUUGGUCAGACUUUUAUAGCUUUCUAAAAUUAAUAGCUUUGUUAAGAAUAUAAAAGUGUUAAGUAAUUUUAGUGUUAUAUGUAUGCAUGACUCUACUGUAAUUUGAACAGUAAACUAUUGAUACAAAA